Cadophora gregata is the source of this 726-nucleotide messenger RNA. RefSeq lists its product as uncharacterized. The transcript is spliced from 2 exons. The record is from RefSeq and is a predicted model, not a curated record. Gene Ontology annotation, molecular function: RNA-DNA hybrid ribonuclease activity; nucleic acid binding. Gene Ontology annotation, biological process: DNA replication, removal of RNA primer. NCBI's taxonomy places the organism in Eukaryota, Fungi, Ascomycota, Leotiomycetes, Helotiales, Ploettnerulaceae. Bases 1 to 726 code for a protein of 241 amino acids.
AUGCUCCUCGAGAGAUAUCCCAUCGGCUGGAGACGUUCAUCUGGCCACCAAACCUCGGGUAUUGGCCGCAUCAAGUGUGGUCACGGAGAUGACCGGCAAUCUGAAGUUGUUAGAACAGCCCAGCACAUUCGAUUCGUCCGCGAAUCGAAUAAUCGCGAAACCCUGAUUUUCACCGACGGAGCUUGUUUGCGUAACGGACGACCCAAACCGACUGCCGGUUGCGGCUUCGUCUACCUGCCUCAGAUUCCAGGAGUUUCCUUGCCAGUCAAAUACGGCUCCGUACCUUUUCGUCUGGAGAAUCAAUCGCCCGAUGGAUCCCCAGCGGAACAAACAAGCAAUAGGGCAGAACUCCGAGCAGUCAUUGCGGCUCUGCAAUUUCGAGUGUGGCAAGGAGAGGGUUGGAAACGACUUGUGAUCGCAACGGAUUCGGAAUAUGCAGUCAAGGGUGCGACGGAGUGGUUUGGUGCGUGGGUUCGAAAGGGUUGGAAGACUUCGAAGAACGAGCCCGUCAAGAAUCGUGACCUGUGGAAACUUCUUAUGAAGGAAAUAAGGAAACUGGCGCGUACCGGUGUGGAGGUAUCUUUCUGGAAGAUACCGAGGGAGUGGUAUGCGCAGGCAGAUGGUGCUGCCAAAGAGGGAGCUGCUGAAGAAGAGGUUUCGCAGUUUAUGAAGCGCAUCGGCAUAAUGUACCGGGAUGAGGUCUGUACCAUGACGAGAAGCAUAUAA